Molecule: messenger RNA, 543 nt
Organism: Fusarium musae
Lineage: Eukaryota; Fungi; Ascomycota; Sordariomycetes; Hypocreales; Nectriaceae
Exons: 2
Coding region: 1-543 (180 amino acids)
Molecular function (GO): oxidoreductase activity
Source: RefSeq, a predicted model, not a curated record
AUGAACCAACUCGCUUCUCUUUUGCUUAUCGCCACGACCUUUGCUGGCAAUGCGUAUGCAUCACCCAAAGGUCCUCAUUCAAACACUGGUCAUCUCCAGAUGGUGACCUACGUCAAGCGCAACCCCAAUAUGACGCUUGACGAGUUCUGGCAGUACUGGGAUACCCAGCACGCACCUAAAGUGAUUCCUCUGGCGACGCACUUCGGUAUUGCUAGAUACCAACAGGUCCGAGUCGCUGGAAAGAUCGUCCCUACCGAUGCCGGUGCCACUGAGCCAGUAUCUAACGAGCUGGUUGACUUUGAUGGGAUCGCCAUGUUUCUUUACGAGUCAUCUGAUGUUUUGAUCGAUAUGCUCUCUCACCCUUACUAUGUCAACGUCGUUGAGCCGGAUGAGCAUGUCUUUAUUGAUAAGUCAGCUCAUGGAAAUGGUAUGGUCGCUACCUAUAUCGGCGAGCAUAUCGAUGCAGUGGACGAUGCGAAGAGUGUUUGGAAGGGAGACAAGAAGACACUUUCGAAGUACCAGAAGCUGUUCAAGAAGUAUUGA